Molecule: messenger RNA, 1371 nt
Organism: Penicillium subrubescens
Lineage: Eukaryota; Fungi; Ascomycota; Eurotiomycetes; Eurotiales; Aspergillaceae
Exons: 1
Coding region: 1-1371 (456 amino acids)
Source: RefSeq, a predicted model, not a curated record
AUGACCUUUAUGGGCGCCGUUUUCAACCUGCUGGUGUCGCUGCCGAUACUGGGGCUGGUCUCCAUUCCACUGGUUAUAUCAGCCUGGAUUACCAUCACUCUAGCGUUGAUCACUUUGCUUGUGCAAUUUUCCGUGGUCUACUUGGAAGUGGGAUAUGGUCUUGUCGUCAGUUUCUUUACGCUUCCAACUUCGAGUUUGUCAUUUUUGCCAUUUGCGGCCUCUGAGCCCGUGACGCCUGCUGCUGGGAAUUCGAGGCGUAAUUCGGCGCAUGGCCUGAUUCAAUCUCGAAAGAACAAUGAUGACUCCCUCUUGUCCGGGUCGUUCACCGGGAUCUAUGAUGAACCCACGAGGCAUGGGAAGAAAAAUUAUGCUCGGAGUAUGAUCGAGGCGCAUCACUUGCCAACCAUGCCGUUCCUGGGUCUACCAGUCAGCGGCGAUGAGCGACGAGACUUUGAAGGCGUGGGAGGUUGGCGCUCAUAUCGGAAUCCAUCACAAGUUUCAAGACCUCGAACCUCUCAUUCAGCACAAGAAAAGCCAUUCAGCUCCCCAUCAUCUUCAUCUGCACAUAGUGUCAACGGCGAGGUCGAACUAGAGCGUGAUGUCGACGCUGAUGAACUUGCAUGGCUAUCAUUGAACUAUCGCCUGGAACUACCAUCACAAGUUGUAACACUAGGGGCUGGGUCUAAUGCACCUUCUAAUGGGCAUAGUCCGACUAACGGGGAUUUCAUCGAUCCUCGCAAUGGAGGCUCCUUCCAAGCAUUAGCUUCUUCAACUUCCCGAUUCCAAAACACAAAUUCCCAACAUCGCCCUGGCCCGCGACAUCACCACCGCUCUCACACAACCUCAGCACUUACAACCUUCGAACGCCGCACAGGCGGUGGUCUCUCCAUUGCACUCUCAACUCGGCCAGAUCACACGAAUCGUGCACUAUCACCCUCCGCCUCUCGAGUCGCACCAUUCAUGACUCCACAACCCUACUCACCCACACAAACACGCCAAUCCACACGCAUGCUGCCCAGUGGUACAAAUCACUCAAAUGCCUAUCUCUCCAGCUCCGCAGACGCCGCAAGCUCUGGCUUCCUCGGGGGCAGUGGUGGAAGUUUCGGAUCAGGAAGUGGUGGGUACUUUGCUCUGCAGCGGCCGGGCAAUGGGAGUCAUUAUAUGCCUCCACUUUCGGCGAUAGACACGCCUAGCCGGAGUGGGUCUACGACUCCGGGGACGGGUGUGUCGAAUGAGGAUCGGGAUGCUUCGUCUCUGGGGUUCACGCGGCUGAUGGCUCAUUAUCCUACUAGUGUGAGACAUCGGAGACGGAGUAUUGCCGGUCCUCAUUCGAGGGUGAGCACUAUUGGUGAACAUACUGGUGAUGCUUGA